AUGGCUGAAGAAACACAUUCACCCUGUGACAAGUCUGAUGCUUCUGGCAGCCCUUGCAAUGCAGAAGAUGAUUUCAAAGGAGUGAUCCUCACCUACAAAGUGGAGUUGAGCUUUAAUGGCUCUAAGCGUGUCACCAUCCCAGACACCUACAUUGUGGAGGACAUUUGGAAUGGCAAGCUGCUUGCUGCAAAGGGUGAUGGCAGCAACAUCACUGACAGAAAGGCAAAGGCAGAGCAGCUGGUUGAGAUCGAGGUUGGCAACACAUUGGUCAGCAUUCUCUGCCAUGGGAAGAGGUCAUUAUCUGGAGACCUUCUGGUCAUGCUCAAGGAAGAUCAGUUGUCUGCAAUCUUUGACUUCUUGCAGCCUGAUUGCACUGACAUUGUUGCUGCUGGUGUGGAAGCUGAUUUGUUGCCACCCAACUCCUUGGCAAUUGAGCUGGCCUUGGACAACAGUGCUAGAGAAGGCCAAAUUGCUGCAAACAUCAAGAUGAUCAAGGAUUCCAAAGGGCUUUUAGCUCCACUUUCUGGUCAUGAGCGCUACCUGACUAUAGCCAACAGCCACUUUGUGCAGUGGGCCAGAGCUGUUGAUGCUGGCUGCAAAGGACCAGAUGGGAGCCAACCCACAGUCAGUGCAGAUUUGAAGGAUCUUUUGGUGAAAGGAUGGUCUUGGAAGAUCAUCUCAAAUGAAGCUGAGAGGCUAUGGCCCACUUUGCCUGCAUUUGCAGCAAUGGCUAUGAAUAGCCACAAUAGCACACAAAUUGCAAGCAAUGAGCUUGAGUGCAUGAUGCAGCUAGCAGAGCUGUAUAGAGGAGGAAUGAAAAUGGAUGAGGCAGUCCUGGCUGUGAGGCACAGUGCACCUGCCUGCAAGCACUAUUUGGAAGAUGUUGCAUACUUCUGCAAGAUGUACAGUGGUGGAGACUCCUUUCCAUUGCUGAAGUGUUUGGACACCUAUUGCAAAAACCAUGGCCACUCCUUGAUGCUGGGUGAGGAAAUGAUGAAUCACUUGGCCAUGUAUGACUUCAGGCUACCAGGACAAUCCAUGGCUCUGACAAGGAUUGGCCUUGCAGCUGUGAUGCUCAUUUCCAGAAAGCAUGCUGAUGGCUUCUCAAGGCUCCUUUUCAAGAGUGACUUUGACAAGCUCAAAGGCAAGGACACCACCAGAAAAUUAGAUGAAAUGUUUUUUACUCUUUGGAAGCAAGCAUUGGGGGCAGGGGUGGCACCUGAUGUGGGCUACAUUUGCUGGGGGAAUGCAGCUGUCAGGAUGGUCUUGCAUAUCUUGAACAAAGAAAAGGUUGCCAAACAAGAGGUUUACAAGUCCUUUGGGGAGAUUGUUGAGCUGUUCUCACAGGAGCUGAAUGGCAGUGUGAGGGUGACCACACACAGUGAACCUGCAGGGGGGUCAGCUUCUGCAGGCUCAGCUGUCAAAGACCUCCUCAAUUGCUCCAGCCAAGAGGUUGCCUUGUUUCAAAAUGCUCACAUUCGCAUUGGAGACAAGUACACACACCAUGACUACCCAGACCAAAUCUUUAUCCUGAAAGCUGUGGAUGACAAGAAGGCAACCUUUCAGCAUGUGCCCUUAUUUGCUGAUGCUUUGGUGGUUACUGAAGAGCUGACAUCAUUGAAGAAGCGGAGGGCAACAAAGAAAGAGCCCACUGCACUUUGCCCAGCAAAGCUCACCACAGACAGGCUACCACACAACCUUGAGAUGGUGCAGAAGGAGGUUGACAAGGUUCAGGCCACUGCACUGCUCAUGGAGGCCUAUAUGAACAACAAAGUUGGUGAUGGUGUGCUGGCUUUUGUUAGCAAUCCUUCCAAUUUGGCUGUGCUCAAGAAGGUCAAGAAGAAGGAGAUCAAACUUUUCCCCAUGGGCACCUGCUCACUUGUGCCAGUCAAAGACCAAACAAAGAUCUUGGAGAAGGCAAAGCAUUGUGUGGCAUGGUACAAGACAAAGCCUUACCAGAUACAACCAUUCAAGAGCUUCAACAAUUUUGCAAAGCCAGAAGAGACAGGAACCUUGUGUCCCUACUAUUGGGUCAGGAGUUCUGGUGAUGAUGAGGAGAUCAGUUUGAAAAUGGCAUGGGUGGAGUACAGGGGAUUGCACAUCCCUAUUUUGGAGAAUGAAGAGCCCAUCGAACCAAAAACAUUGCUGCUCAAGAGUUCUGACCCAGAUGAGGUCUUUGGCAAAGGCCCUUCUGCCAAGAAGGCCAAGACUGCUUAG
This is a messenger RNA of Durusdinium trenchii, 2217 nucleotides long. The record is from the annotation of a GenBank genome assembly. Lineage: Eukaryota; Dinophyceae; Suessiales; Symbiodiniaceae.